AUGUCAAAUGAAUUAACCAACAAUGAUUUUCGUUUGAUUUUUGAUAAAUAUGAAAAGGAAAAAAAAGAAAAAGAAAUAAAAUUGUUGUUAAAAGAAGAGAAGAAAUUAAAGAGAAAACAAAAAUAUUUAGUAAAAAAAAAAAAAAACGAAGAGAAAAGUGAGCAGAAAUAUAGAGAUAGAGCUGAAGAAAGAAGAAAAGGAAUAAUAAAAGAUAUAAAAGAUUCCACAGUAUUAUACAAUAAUGUGAAUAAUACAAUUGAUGAAUCCAAAUAUAUGGGAGGAGAUAUUGAACAUACUCAUUUAGUAAAAGGUCUUGAUUUUCUACUAUUAAAUAAAAUAAGAAAUAAAUUAAUUAAUAAAAUAAGCUUAGAAAAAGAAAAAGUUAAAAGUAAUAAAAUUAAGUAUCCAAAUAAAAUUCCUGAGUUUUUAAAUAAUGAAUCUAAAUACAUAUAUAAAUAUUUCUUUUUGUAUGAACAUCCACAUCAUAUAAAUUUUAAAAAAAAAAUAGAAAACAUAUACAACAAUAUUAUGAAUAAUAUGAAAUUUAAAAAUUUUAACAAAAAUAUACAUUAUUUUAAUUAUAAAUAUAAUGUAGAUAUGAAUGUUGAUAAAAAUGACAUACCAAUUAAAUAUAUUUAUAAUGUAGAUAAUAUAAAAACUAAUUAUACAUAUUACAUAAAAGAUUCCUUCUUAAAUGAAAUAGGAAUUUGCUUCAAAUGGCAUAUGGAAAAUAAAAAAAAAAAAAAAAAUGAAAGAUUGUCAAAAAGGCCAUUAACUGGUUUUUUAAAAGAAGAACAAAUUUGUGAUGAAUACAUUGAUAUCUUUAAAAAUGACAAUGAAAAUUUUAAUAAAAAUAUAAACAAAAUAGAAAAUAAUAAUAGUAUAAUGAAUAAUAACUACGAUUAUAAUAAUAUAAAUAAAGUUAAAGAUGUAAGCAUUCAUAUUAAUGAUGAUGAGGUAAAAAAUAAGGAUGAUAUAAAUAAAGAAAAUUUAUCAGAAAUAACUAUUAAUAAUACAGAAAAAAAUAUAAAUUUGUUUAGUUCUGAAAACAAUUAUAAAACUAACAAUCAAAAUUUAAAUGAAAAAAAGAAUAGUUUAAAUAAAAAUGUUUUUUCCGACACAUAUGAAGAAUGUUAUCCUGGUUAUAAUAAAUAUAUUUUUUAG
This is a messenger RNA of Plasmodium gallinaceum, 1164 nucleotides long. Its product is annotated as RED-like protein, putative. The transcript has a single exon. Gene Ontology annotation, biological process: mRNA splicing, via spliceosome. The record is from RefSeq and is a predicted model, not a curated record. NCBI's taxonomy places the organism in Eukaryota, Apicomplexa, Aconoidasida, Haemosporida, Plasmodiidae. Bases 1 to 1164 code for a protein of 387 amino acids. Gene Ontology annotation, cellular component: nucleus.